UUAGGGGAAUAUCGUCCAAUUGGUGUAAUUUUUAAGGUAUGUAACUAAAUGUCUCGUAUCAUGGAAGGGUAUCUGGACCUGGCCCUAGCCGUACCAAUACGACCCUGGAUGCUUAGCUUGAGGCAACACACCACUGCCGAUCAGAGCCCUUGAUAUGGCAACUAGAUUUAAAUCAACAAUGCAUCCGGAGCCCUACCAGUGGGGUGUCAGGGGUCAUAAGUCCCGUCUUGGUCCUCACGAUCCUACAUUGCAGUGUGAUCCAUCAGGCAUUUAUCCGGCAAAAACAUGAACAUCGGCUUUAAUAACCCCGUAGAUGUAUGUGCGGACCUUGCAGCUUGGAAAGUCCAGAUUGGCGCUCUUCAACUUGUCCUCGUAUCGACCAAGAUCCAUCCAAUUUAUUAUGGGGUGUGUUUCAGAUAUCAAAAGGGUAUUUAUUCUAUUAAUUUCGCCAUGAUCAACGCUGGGUUUUUGACGCCAACGAGUUUACUUCGCUCGCCUUGACUCAUACGCACGUUUGUUCAUCGUCACCAUGCAGUUGACUAAAUCGAGUUUGUUGCUCUUUGCCGCCGCGACUUGCACCGAAGCAGUCCGGACAAUCAUCCCCACGACGAGCUUCAAUUCUCAGGCGGACUUUGACGCUGAUUGGGAUUAUAACUACCCGUGGGGAACUGACCACAAUGGUGGUGCCCGCAUGAACGAGAGCCAGGUCCAGUUUUCCGAUGGACUGUUGACCUUGACAGCCAAGAAGGUCUCUGGUCAGCCACCCGCUACCUCGGGUGGACAGACGAUUGCAAUCAACUAUCUAUCGGGUACGAUCUAUGCCAAGGAACACUUCACUGUCGCGCAGGGUGGAGGAUACGACUUCAGCGGCGAAUUUAAGGCGACGACGACCAAGGGGACCUGGCCGGCCUUCUGGUUGACCGCGGUCGAUAGCUGGCCGCCAGAGAUCGACAUGGCUGAGUGGAAGGGAUCCGGCAAGAUCUCUUUCAACACAUUCAACACAUCGUCGGUUCUCUCUUGGGAUGACGUGACGUAUCCGGACCCAGACGAAUUCCACACCAUCAAGUGUGAAGUCCGCGAUAUCAACCAAAAGGACGUCUCGGCGAAGUUCUACAUGGAUGGCUCACUCGUCACAACGCAAGUAGGGGGUGGUUUCUUCGGGAAGGCAAUGUACCUAAUCAUUGACCUCCAGAUGGAGGGUUCAUCCGGCUCGCCAGGUCCUACUACCGACACUUUAUACCAGGUGCGGAACCUCGAGGUUCUAAGCUACAACCCUUAAUUCAACGCCAAGGAGUUGAGCAAGGGCAAAAGGUCCUCAUCUACCUAACGGCAGUUAGCCUGUUCUGAAAGUGGUUUGGGCUUAACUUAUAUUCUUGUAAAUACAAUUUAGUGCCAGAUUUUGGAUCGGAUGAUUUAAAUUCCAGUACGUUAUAUGAAAAACAGGAAUCCAACCAAGGAGAACCAUAUACGUCAUCAUUAUGAUGACAAUCAUGUGAUUUGUCACUACAAUGGUCUAUUCGUAAACCAUGAACGUAGCAGAUGUCUUUUCCGUUGCUAACCUU
Molecule: messenger RNA, 1562 nt
Organism: Annulohypoxylon truncatum
Lineage: Eukaryota; Fungi; Ascomycota; Sordariomycetes; Xylariales; Hypoxylaceae
Product: concanavalin A-like lectin/glucanase domain-containing protein
Exons: 3
Coding region: 530-1279 (249 amino acids)
Biological process (GO): carbohydrate metabolic process
Molecular function (GO): hydrolase activity, hydrolyzing O-glycosyl compounds
Source: RefSeq, a predicted model, not a curated record